GCGGCUCCCAGCAUGUCAUCGAGGCUGAGGCAGACCUCAUCGAGCAGCGAGUUCACAAAAGAUUGUAUCAAUCUCGUUCGCCUCGUGGAUCGACUAGAAGCAGGCUAUGUGCCUUCAUCAGCAAGCGAGCCGACCAACUUAUCGACCAAGCGAUCACUACCUCGCCUCAAGGAGAUCUCCAACUUGCCUGCUGCAGAUCGGUACUGGAAGACACAGUCUGAGCUAUCGACAGUCGCCUAUGCACGCUCACUUCAAGAGCGGCUUACCCAAGAAGCUGGACCAGUGCUCGUCUCCAGUCGAUCAGGAGAAGUGAGAGAUCCUCAGCUGAGCGACAUUGCUCGUCGACUCGCUCUCAUCGAAUCACGCAUCAAAGAACUCCAGCUCGACCUCAAGCCGCCAGAGUAUGGCCAAGCCAAGCGUCUACGGCCGGACUUCCUCAAACCUGCAGAACCGACAAUGCCCCAGCUUCUGCCACCGCCGCCCGUGAGCGUCAGCCCGAGCGCGACGCUCAAAGAGGCUAGUCCCUUUGGCGACACCACCACGCCCAACAGAGCUUCGCUAGAUCAAGGUCUGAUACAUGUAGAAGAUGCUGUACCUAUACCCGAAGCAGAUGGUCCUGCGGGCUCGACGGCAGUUCGAAGAGCGACGCUGGCCAGAAACAGGAAAUCGUCGCAAUACGGUCGCGCCGAGUCUGCCAGCACAGACGGUAUCGACACGCUGCUCUCACAUCAUAGAGAGCUUCAAGAUAACCUGACAGAGGAUCUCUCGACGAUGGCCCGGCAGUUGAAGCUCAACACCAUCAACUUUGCCAGCGUGCUCGAGAAAGACAAGAACGCCAUCUCUGAAGCGGAGACCAAGCUAGAAGGCAAUCUCGGCAAGAUGAAGCAACAGAGCGGCAAGCUGGGUGCUUACAAGAAGAAAGGUGGCACGACCACUUGCUUCAUCAUCGCCGCAGUCGCUCUGGUUGCUAUUGCCUGGUUCAUGAUCUUUGCCAUCAUUCGCAUCACCCCAAAAUGA
Molecule: messenger RNA, 1017 nt
Organism: Mixia osmundae IAM 14324
Lineage: Eukaryota; Fungi; Basidiomycota; Mixiomycetes; Mixiales; Mixiaceae
Exons: 3
Coding region: 13-1017 (334 amino acids)
Biological process (GO): retrograde vesicle-mediated transport, Golgi to endoplasmic reticulum
Cellular component (GO): SNARE complex; endoplasmic reticulum
Molecular function (GO): SNAP receptor activity
Source: RefSeq, a predicted model, not a curated record